Molecule: messenger RNA, 1774 nt
Organism: Mercurialis annua (annual mercury)
Lineage: Eukaryota; Viridiplantae; Streptophyta; Magnoliopsida; Malpighiales; Euphorbiaceae
Product: protein SAR DEFICIENT 1-like
Exons: 7
Coding region: 58-1497 (479 amino acids)
Biological process (GO): regulation of salicylic acid biosynthetic process
Cellular component (GO): nucleus
Molecular function (GO): DNA-binding transcription factor activity; calmodulin binding; sequence-specific DNA binding
Source: RefSeq, a predicted model, not a curated record
AACCCUAACUUCAACUGCUUAUCUCUCUUACAUCUCUUGUCAUAAUAGUAACUAUACAUGUCCUUACAUAUGGCGGCAAAACGAUUUCUUGAUGAACCAGGUUCAGACCCAACCGAUCAUAAACGACCCAGAACUAGACCGUCUUUUGCCUCAGUGAUUAGUGAAGCUCUUAUGGUGAAUUCCGCACAGAAUUUCUGCUCGAUCUUGGAGCCAAUGCUUAGAAGAGUGGUGAAUGAAGAAAUGGAGAGUAGUCUAAAUCGGUUACGCGCACGCUCUUUCACUCGCUCUCCUUCGCUACGAAUCCAGGCCCCGGAACCAUCGCCAUCAAGAUUACAACUUAUCUUCAAGGAGAAACUUAUGCUACCGAUAUUUACCGGAAGCAAAAUCGUCGACGUUAAUGGCAACUCUCUUCAAAUUCAACUAGUAGACACAACUGAGGAUGGUGCAAAGAUCCCAACAUCUCUUACUCAUCCAGUAAAAGUAGAAGUUGUAGUUCUUGAUGGAGAUUUCCCUUCGGAUGAUAGGGCCACGUGGACUAGUGAAGAGUUUGACAAUAAAAUCGUGAAGGAACGAACCGGAAAAAGGCCGUUGCUGGCCGGAGAUUGCUUGACAGUCACGCUAAGAGAUGGAAUUGCCGGAAUUGGAGAUGUUGAGUUUACGGAUAAUUCGAGCUGGAUUCGGGGCAGAAAAUUUCGAGUUGGUGCUCGAGUUGUUCUUGGUAGCUCUCAAGGUGUUAUUAUUCGUGAAGCAAUGAGUGAUGCUUUUGUUGUUAAGGAUCAUCGUGGAGAAUUGUACAAGAAACAUUAUCCACCAAUGUUGAACGAUGAAGUUUGGCGCCUUGAGAAGAUUGGGAAAGAUGGAGCUUUUCACAAGAAACUAUCUGCUGCAAACAUUAAAAAUGUUCAAGAUUUUUUGAAAUUGUCCAUUGUUGACAAAGCCAAGCUUAGGACGAUUUUAGGAAAUGGGAUGUCUGAAAAAAUGUGGGAAGUAACAAUAAAGCAUGCAAGGACAUGUGAGAUGGGCAACAAACAUUAUGUUUUUCAGGGACAUAAUUGCACUGUCACAUUAAACCCUAUUUGUCAAAUGAUUAGUGCUAUUAUUGGUGGCCAAACUUACACUACUCAAGAUCUUCCAACCAUUAAUAGGAGCUAUAUUGAAAAUUUGGUAAGACAAGCAUAUGCAAAGUGGAGCUCCUUACAAGAGAUUAUUGCAGUUUCAAGUGACAUUCCUUUGCUUAAACAAGGUGAGAACCUAGUGGAUCAAUACUCUAAUGAUCAUCAUCAAGCAAUGGUGAAAACAUAUCAACAAAUUGAUUAUUCAAGUGAGAGAUAUUGUGAGAUGGGCGAUGACCAUAUCAACAAUACUAAUGCACAUAUGGGAUACAUCAAUUGGCAUCAUGGUUCACCGAUUAGUCCCGACAUCCGAUAUACCAUCUCCGGGCCAUCAUCGGAUGGUGGCGUAUUGACUCCCAGGUCCAAUUACAUGAAUGGAAACUGAUCGUAUGAUAACAUAAAUGUACAUAUUAAAGAAGAAUAUGAUUUAGCAUGGCAUGCUGAAAUUAAUGUUAUGGCAGUGUCAUUGCUAAUUAGUGUUGUGUUUUGCUAUAUUAAUGUAUUAAUAAUAGAAUUUAGGUAUAAGAAGAUGAUAUUAUGUAUGUAGUGGGUUUUUUUACAACAGGGUGGCAUUUGUAUGCCUUUUGGCUUAGGCUAGUCUUUAACCUGUUGGUUCCUUCUGCCCUUUUUCUAUAAUGAUAAAUAUAAUUAAUAUGAAAGUA